CUCACCUCUGGAGGAGUCACCCAGGGCUCCGGGUCCAGCCUCAGUUCGCCCCCGGGCCCUCGGUCGCCCCGCCAGCAGAACCCGGUCGUCUCGGAGGCUGUCGGCCCGCAACAUCAUGGGACAGGCGGGAAGCAUGCCCUUCCUCCACGACGCCCUGCAGGAUCUCCAGUGCCACUUCACCUGGGAUCUGGACGGGGCGGCGGACGAGCCCCUGGACCCGGCCCAAGGCCUGGCCUCGGUGGCCCUGCGCCUGGCUCACGGCCCCCCCGGCCGGCGGGCCGACCUCCUGGCCCUGCGCGCCUUCCUGCUGCAGAGGCAGGGCCGGGCCGAGGAGGCCCUCCGCAGCCUGAGCGAGGCCGGCCGCCAGCCUGCCCUGACCCCCCACCAGGCCCUGCUGGUCUGCGGCGACCGGGCCUGGCUCUCCGACCAGCUGGCCCGCCCCGAGGAGCUGGAGCAGUCCCUGGCCGAGGUCUGGGCCAUCUGCCGCGGGCUGGGGAGCCCCCUGCCCUGGACCGCCCCGGGCCCCGAGCUGGCCGCCCUGAGGGGCCGGGCCCUGCUGACCCUGGGCUCCCGGUUCGGGGGGGGCGGCCGGCUGCUUCCGGGAGGCCCUGCGGGGGCAGCCGGAGGUCGAGGACCACCGGGCCGGGCUGGCCCUGGCGCUCUUCGCCGCCUGGAAGCACCCGCGGGCCGGGGAGGGGGCCGAGGAGGCGGGCCGGGAGGCCCGGGAGCAGCUGGAGCGGGUGGUGGGCCUCCACUGGUGCGCGGGCGGGAGCCCGGGAGGGCCGCCGUCCUGCUGGACGAGGCCGCGCGCCACAGCCGGGACCCCGAGGUCCUGAGGGCGGCGGCCCGGGCCCUGUCCCCCACCCGGGCCCUGGGACCGCUGCGGCGGGCCCUCGACCUGGCCCCCGACCACCCCCGGCUCCACUUCGACCUGGGGCGCCAUCACUACGCCGCGGCCCGGCUGGGCGGGGGGCCCGCAGAGCUGGAGGCCGCCGUCGCCUCCCUGCAGGUCGCCCUGGAGAAGCAGCCCACCUUCCUCCGGGCCGAGACGCUACUGGCCGAGGUCCUGGGGGCGCGGGGACCCCUCUCCGCCCCGGAGCCCGGCUCUGCCGCCGCCGAGGGAAACGGUGCGGCCUAG
Molecule: messenger RNA, 1138 nt
Organism: Ornithorhynchus anatinus (platypus)
Lineage: Eukaryota; Metazoa; Chordata; Mammalia; Monotremata; Ornithorhynchidae
Product: collagen alpha-2(I) chain-like
Exons: 3
Coding region: 116-1138 (340 amino acids)
Biological process (GO): defense response to virus
Cellular component (GO): cytosol
Molecular function (GO): protein binding
Source: RefSeq, a predicted model, not a curated record